AUGUUGCCGAUUUCAGGGUCUACUUCCCCUCAACAACCUGUUCAUACUGUGGUUUAUCCUCAAAAUUCACAACUUUCUCAAUAUGAGGAAACUGAUCAAACCGUUAAAUUUGAACCUGUUCAUUCUACUAUACCGAUCAAAUCUGAAUUUCCUUAUAGUUUCGAAAUGGAUUCGGUCUCGAGUGCUGGAUCUUCUCCUAAUCUUGUUGCUUCAAAUGAAUUUGAUAAUUCUCAUUUUAAUUAUAAUUAUCCUCCUCCUCUCAUUGAAGAUACUUCAAGUGAAACAACUUCUCCUACCUCAAAUGAUAUUUCUUUUCCUUUAAAUCCUGAUCAAAUUACUCAAUAUUAUCAAGAUUUUAUAACUCGUACUUCUCCAAUCGAUCAUCAAAAUUCUGGUGUACAAUCCUCUUUUGAUCAAAUGCGUUUUAUCAUUUAUGAACCUCGACCAAAUGAUAAUUCAUCUCUCGUUCCAAAUAUUAAUUCUCAUAACGCUUAUGGAAUGUGGCCUGUUUCCAUUCAAAAUAAUAAUAUUGAUAAUAGAUCAAUUUCUUCUACUACUCAAUCUAUGCAACCACUUUCUUAUGAAUUUCCUUCAAAUCCAGUUUUGGUAAAUCCCGCUCAAAUAAAUCCUCUUCCAUCUACUUCUUCAUCUCCACAACAACAACCGGCUCAACAACCUCAAUCUGUACAAAAUCAACAACAACUUAUUAAAUGUCCUCAUGAAGAAUGUACAAAAACUUUUAGCAGGUUAUAUAAUCUUAAGGCUCAUCUUCGUUCUCAUUCACCUGCUCGACCAUAUCAAUGUCCAAUGUGUCCAAGAUCUUUUUCGAGAAAACAUGAUUUACAAAGACAUAUUCGGGUACAUACUGGGGUUAAACCUUAUCAAUGCCCUUGCUGUUGUAAAGCAUUCGCUCGUACCGAUGCUCUUCGUCGUCACUUUAAGAUGGAAGAAAAUUGUAGAAAAUCUCCUGAGGUUCAAAAUAUGAAAACUAGAAGACGAUAUACGGAUUUAAAUUAA
This is a messenger RNA of Dentiscutata erythropus, 1017 nucleotides long. The record is from the annotation of a GenBank genome assembly. NCBI's taxonomy places the organism in Eukaryota, Fungi, Glomeromycota, Glomeromycetes, Diversisporales, Gigasporaceae.